Messenger RNA from Sycon ciliatum, 2476 nucleotides. RefSeq names its product zinc finger C2HC domain-containing protein 1A-like. The transcript is spliced from 10 exons. Lineage: Eukaryota; Metazoa; Porifera; Calcarea; Leucosolenida; Sycettidae. The record is from RefSeq and is a predicted model, not a curated record. Bases 476 to 2017 code for a protein of 513 amino acids.
AAUCAAAAUCAGUCAGUUCAUGUACUUUUUCGAAUCGUUACUCAAAGACAAGUGGCAGGUUGUCUUGCGAUCUAAACAUUCUAAUCGAAAUGAGCGAAGCGAAGUCGAAGACAGCUAACUGUUACUUGCGUUUUUGUUUGGAAAACCUAGCCAGUAGAAGUACAUACGGCAGGAGGUCAUCGCAGCGGUGACUGCAUGCCUGCUUUGAGGCCUGGCUUGCCAGCGAGUAGUUUCUCCUGACUGAACCCAAACUCUGAGAAUUGCAAGCAGUCAGUCCAGGGCCCUGGUGCGCUGACGUGCAUUGUGCCCCGGUAGUUGGUGGCAUUGGGUGCAGCUAUUCGCGAGAGGAGAUCCCCGUGUUGGCCGUGUACAGCGGCGACGUGGCCGGUGGAGAGAAGCGCAAGUCUACCAACGCCUGUACAGCGUGUGUGGCGGUGUGUGAAUCGUAGCCUUGACAGCAGCUAAUCCAGUGGCCAUGGAUGAGCGUCCCGAAAGCCAAGCUGCAACCAGUGUCCCCCAGUACCCAUGUGGGAUAUGCGGACGGACGUUUUAUCCCGAAGUUUUGGCACGGCAUCAGGGAAUAUGUCAGAAGUCGGCAGCAAAGAAGCGCAAAGUCUUCGACUCACGCAAGGCCAGGAUCCAGGGUACUGACAUGGAGAAGGCUAUGGUGGAGGCACAGUUCAGAAAGAAGACCACUGUCGAAGAGCCUUCAGCGAAGGGUGGAAAGAGCAGACGACCGGGAGGAGGACAUGAGGAUAGAGCUAUUGAGGGCAAGAAGAACAACUGGCGAACGCAGCACGAGAAUUUCAUUGCAGCCAUUCGCGGUGCUCGUGAGGUCACCAAGGCCAUGAAGACGGGCGCUCCUCUGCCACCGCCGCCACCGCCCGCCGAGAAUCCCGACUAUGUGAAGUGCGACUUCUGCACUCGCCGGUUCAAGCCGGAGGCGGCGGAGAGGCAUAUCCCAUUCUGCCGGGAUAAGGCGUCGCGACUCAACAAGAGCGGCAAGACUGUACCGGCGGCAGCCAAGGAAAAACUGGACAAGCGUAACACAUAUCGAGUUCCCUUGCCCGGAGCUAAGAAGCGUACCUCAAUGGAUGGACCUGGACAGCAAGCUGGACCUGGAUCCCACCGAGCACCAAGCCAGACGGACAUUGCAUCACAGCGACAGCAGCAGCAGCAGCAGCGCGAUGCAGAGAGGCGAGCAGCAGGCGGAAUGACACGGCAGCGUCCGCCAGCCGGGCCGCCGGGCGCUCGAGCAGUGGCUGCAGCUCGAACGAACGGCGCCACCGCACCGCCUGCGGGCGGCCGACCGCCCACUACGGGAACGUACGGUCACGGCGAGCAGGAGCAGCCGGGUCGCCGUCAGCCCGCGGCUGGACAGAGGCGAGUCGGGGUGCCGGGAACACGUCAAGCUAGUUUGCCUGGCCAGCGUCAAACAAACCGAGAUCAAGAGCAGUGGGCACCGGAUGACACACCACCACCACCGAAGGGACCGGCACCACAACACCGGCGCCAAGUGCCCGGGAGUGUGGCCAGGAACGGCAGUCGCAACGGCAUGAACUCGACGUACACGCUGCGGCAAAACGGCUCUGGUGCUCCCACUCCGGCCCUUGACCUCUCCCCUGCCGAUCAAUAUGAACAGAGUCCCGGCGGCGGUGGCAAUGGUCUAAUGCACUCUGGACGAGGCAGUGCACGGCGAAAACUACAGGAGGCGGCUGAGUUUAACCAGCACCAGCAGCAGCACUACACGUCUGAGCUGUACAUCGACGCCACCGAGCAGGCUCCGCUGGGCAGAAGCUCGUCGGCGUCCACGUCGGGCGUAUCCGACAUGUCCGACGUGUCACUACCGCCGAUUGGAACGGGCCGCAAGCUGUCACAUGGCAGUCAUGCGCAGAUGCAGCAGGGCCCCGGCACCAUGAGCAGGUUCUGCUAUGACUGCGGCACUCGUUUCCCGGUGCCGAACGCCAAGUUCUGCUGUGAGUGCGGCAAGAAGAGAUUACCAAUGCCCAGUACUUGAAUGUUCUAAACUGCGUGUGCAGGUGAAAUGCACACUCCUGUGCAGCAUCCGAGACUGCUCAGAUGCGCUGAACGCUGGCAUUGAGGCGAUUUGUUAGGAGAUUGGCUGCUCACGGUUGAUUCUUGCUAGUGUGUGCGUGAAAACUUUGCACGAUCUUGACAUAACAGAGAAACUCAUUGAUUUUGAUGCGGCUGUGGAAAUUCGUGUAGCUCAGCUCAUUUACACCUUGCUGGGCAACGGUACUAUUCAAUAGAGAUGAGAAUUAUUAGUAACAAUGACCAAUCGGAUCUUUCUAUUUUAUUGUUUUUGUACUAAAAUGUCUCAUGCAAAAAAAUCCUGCGAUCUCUAGAACGUGUUGGCAGAUAUACUCAAGACAUGCGUUGAAUACUGCUGUCUGGAUGUGCUUUCUAUUUUAUGAUAACUUCACUAGGAACGUUGACAUUUUUUUUUUUUACUAGA